Molecule: messenger RNA, 3166 nt
Organism: Sitodiplosis mosellana (orange wheat blossom midge)
Lineage: Eukaryota; Metazoa; Arthropoda; Insecta; Diptera; Cecidomyiidae
Gene: Hip14
Product: palmitoyltransferase Hip14
Exons: 7
Coding region: 937-2790 (617 amino acids)
Biological process (GO): protein palmitoylation
Cellular component (GO): Golgi membrane
Molecular function (GO): palmitoyltransferase activity; protein binding
Source: RefSeq, a predicted model, not a curated record
GAUAACAGGCUCGAAGGUUGAGUCAGCAAGUCUUUUAUAUCAUCUUUAAAUUGAAAAGAAAUCAUGGAUGAAUCGGCGGGAAAAGUGACGAAUAGAAGAACAAUUUAAGUUUGGUGUACAAUAACAUGGUUGAAGUGAUUUUAAAUGCAUUUCAUUAAAAAAAAUUCGGCUGAGCAAUAUAUUUUGCUGAUUUGACCGUAUCUAAUCUAUAUGCGGAAAGCAUAUCGCAUCGUCCAAUCCACACGUGAAGUGAUAUUUUCGUAUUUAAUCAUUGAUGAAUCAUGAAAUUCUUACGAUAUAUGGUGUCAACUCAUCGUAAAGUUGUAAUCGUUAAACUCGAAAGAAAAAACGAAAAUCGACAUGUGCAAAGAGUUGCAUUAGUUUGAAUGAAGUGAUCGACUAAAGGAAUCUCUGCGGUUGGUAUAGUGAAAUUGAUAAAAUUUACUGUGACAAGUGGGGGCGCGUGAGUGUUCACGAAGUCCACAUGCACAUCUAUACUACCACACGCGCACAUACACGCACACAGACAGUCCGCUGUAUUGUCGCGCCUUUGCUGCAGUCAAGUGACAGAUGUCAAAUGGAACGUAUUUUUUUGUUGCCUAAAAGAGAUUCAAUACCAAUGUUUCUCGCUUGUAUCGCACAGAACAAUAAAAAAAAGGAUAAAGUGGAUUAAAACAGAAAAUUCAACGAAGUAUCAAAUCGAACUGUGUGCUGUGUUUGGACCAAAGAAAAUGCAUGCAAACGCGCAUAAAUCGCAAAAAUAAUGUAUAGAAAAUUGAUAAAUCGCAUAAAAUAGCUUCGAUAACCGUUUCUUUUCCUGUUUUAUUUUUCUUCGUCUUCAUUUCAACUAGAUAAACGCAGCGCCAACAAGGGACAGUGGAAGAGAACUGUUGUACUGUGUAAAUUGGGAUUUGAUUGAUAAAAUUCUGGGUCAGAAUGUAUCAAAGUGCUUGUACAGCAGCUGGCUGCACACAGCCCGAACGCGAUCGUGAGGGUUUAAUUGUAAAUGAGCCCGUGGUGCCACCAGUUGAUGACUACAGUGGAUUCGAUAUUGUCAAGGCAACGCAAUACGGUGCCGUUGCUCGUGUCAAAGAACUGCUCGACGCUGGAUGGGAUGUCAAUCAACCAGAUAGUGAAACGGUGAGCCUACUCCAUUGGGCGGCCAUAAAUAAUCGCAAAGAAAUUAUCAAAUUGUUUCUGGAACGUGGUGCUAGUGUUGAUUCAAUCGGUGGUGAAUUGCAUGCAACACCGUUACACUGGGCCACACGACAAGGCCAUUUAAAUGCAGUGGUUCUGCUGAUGGCAGCCGGUGCUGAUCCAAGCCUACGAGAUGCUGAAGGAUGCUCGUGCAUACAUUUGGCCGCACAAUUCGGACACACAGCGCUUGUGGCAUAUUUCAUUGCACGCGGCGUGAAUCCAGAUCUACACGAUCGCGGCGGAAUGACGGCAUUGAUGUGGGCUUCAUGGAAAGUCUGUGCAUUGGAUCCCGUUCGAUUGCUCCUCACGCUCGGCGCAAAUCCAAGCCUAGUCGACUCAUCACAUGGAAAUACUGCACUACAUUGGGCAAUCCUAGCCAGAAAUACUACAGCAAUAAGCACAUUAAUAUUAAAGGGAAAAGCUAGUUUAGAUAUUGCAAAUUUACGUGGUGACACACCACUGAAGAUGCUACAAGUUAAUGCUGGAUCAAUUUGGAUCGGUUCAAAGGUGAUGGAACGCAUUCGCGAGGAGAGUCAGUCAAGUCAACGGCAAAAUUUCAUUAUCAAGUUAACAAUAGAUAAACGGGUCCGAUGGUAUGCAAUGGUUGCAACACCAUUUCUAACUUUCUAUAUAGCUGGUCUAAUAUUUGGUGCGGACACACUGUAUAUAAUCAAAUUUUUCCUGUUGGGCUGUCUGUAUGGAGCCGUUCAUAGUAUAGGCAAAACAAUGUUUGAUGAACACUUAAUGUCACUGUUACCACUUAGUGUUUAUAUGGCAACAAAGCUUUGGUUUUAUGUGACAUGGUUUGGAUAUAUUGCACCCACCGUUUCAUCGACAACCACCCUUCUAUUCCUAUUAUCUAGUUUCAUUCUAUGGUAUUGCUUUUUGAAAGCAUGGCGCGGUGAUCCGGGUGUUAUAAAACCAACACAAGAGCAGAGAUUCCGGACAAUAAUCGAAUUAUCGGAACGAGGUGGCAGUGGCUUUGAAUCGGCCUUAUUCUGUUCGGGAUGCUUGGUGAGACGGCCGGUUCGAUCUAAGCAUUGUUCAGUUUGUGAUCGUUGUGUUGCUCGCUUCGACCAUCAUUGCCCAUGGAUAGGCAACUGCAUUGGUGCAAAUAAUCACAAAUAUUUCAUGGGAUUCCUGUAUGCCUUGCUGAUGAUGUGCAGUUGGAUGAUUUACGGUGGAGCUAAUUUCUAUAUGAGCGCCUGCAAUAUUACAAUGGAAGAAGGUCCCAUCAACUCAAUAGUUGCGAUUGGUCAGUGCAAUCCUUGGAUCGGUUGGGUUAUUGCCAACGCAUUGCUUCACAUAGGAUGGGUAGCAUUACUGACAAUUUGUCAAACAUAUCAGAUUGUAUGGUUGGGCAUGACAACAAAUGAGCGAAUGAAUCGUGGUCGCUAUCGUCAUUUCCAAGCGGCUGGUGGAAAGAGUCCAUUCAACCGUGGACCAAUCAAAAAUCUGGCUGAUUUCUUUGAAUGUAGCUGCUUUGGCCUGGUACAACCAGUGAAAACUGACUGGAUGACAUAUUUUGAAUUAGAAAAGAGCAUUGAACACGAACCCUUACUAAGAGCUACCGAUAACUACCAGUAUGUCUAAUAAUUUAGGAAAACUCAUACAUUUCUAAUUCUCUGUUCUGUUCCUUCGUGCGUUUUUCUUUUGUUUUGCAUUUUGAUAUUUUGCAAAAGAAAAACCAAUUGUAUAAUUGAAACUUUUUUUCUUGUUUGUUUUUAUGUUUUGGUUGUUCGUGAAUAUUCUCUCUUUGUUUUGGUUAAUAUUUUCCUAUUUUGUUCAUUUUCACAAAACAAACCAUUAAAUCGAAAACCAUCUAUUCUCAGCGAUGAGAGACAGACUAUGUGAUCAAUCACUGACGCUUUGUUCUUCAAUAAGUUUAAAUUAUAACGCGCGCGCGAGCAUUUAUGAAUUCCAUUUUUCUAGAAAACAAAAUAAAAAAAAACCAACUACAGCAAAACAA